AUGGCUGCAUGUCUAGUGACACAUCCAUUAGACUUGGCUAAAGUUCGUUUGCAAACAGCUUCGAAACCUGGUCAGUCUUUGGUGUCUAUGGUGUAUCAGAUUAUCAAAAAUGAAGGUUUCUUCAAAAUCUAUUCGGGUUUGACAGCGUCCUUGUUGAGACAAGCCACAUACUCAACAGUCAGAUUUGGUAUUUACGAAUUCAUGAAGGAAUCAUAUCAGGAAAAAUACAACAAAACUGCAACAACGGCAGUCUUGUUGCCUAUGUCUAUGGUUUCUGGUGCAUUGGGUGGUUUGGUUGGUAAUCCCUCAGAUGUCGUGAACAUUAGAAUGCAGAAUGACUCAACUUUACCAGUGGAGCAAAGAAGACACUACAGAAACGCUUUUGAUGGACUUUAUCGUAUUACCAGAGAUGAAGGAAUCUCUUCUUUGUUCAGAGGCUUGACACCUAACUUAGUGAGAGGAGUUUUGAUGACCGCUUCUCAAGUUGUGACUUACGAUAUUGCUAAGGCACUCUUGGUUGACACCCUUAACAUGGACCCAGUUAAGAAGUCGACUCACUUCAGUGCAUCUUUAUUAGCCGGGUUGGUUGCAACUACAGUCUGUUCACCAGCAGAUGUCGUUAAGACCAGAAUUAUGAAUGCCAAGGGAACGAGUGGCGGUGCAGUCACAAUCUUGACCACCGCUGUUAAGAAUGAAGGUGUUGGUUUUAUGUUCAGAGGUUGGUUGCCAUCCUUUAUAAGAUUGGGUCCCCACACGAUCGUAACUUUCUUAGUGUUAGAACAAUUAAGAAAGUAUAAAGUGGGUAUGUUCUGA
Molecule: messenger RNA, 813 nt
Organism: Clavispora lusitaniae ATCC 42720
Lineage: Eukaryota; Fungi; Ascomycota; Pichiomycetes; Serinales; Metschnikowiaceae
Biological process (GO): succinate transmembrane transport; malate transmembrane transport; phosphate ion transmembrane transport
Molecular function (GO): thiosulfate transmembrane transporter activity; succinate transmembrane transporter activity; sulfate transmembrane transporter activity
Source: RefSeq, a predicted model, not a curated record